Molecule: messenger RNA, 978 nt
Organism: Diaporthe citri
Lineage: Eukaryota; Fungi; Ascomycota; Sordariomycetes; Diaporthales; Diaporthaceae
Exons: 2
Coding region: 1-978 (325 amino acids)
Source: RefSeq, a predicted model, not a curated record
AUGCAGUCCGACAUUCAGCCUCGGAGCCCACAAGGCUCCAGCCUGUUCUUGAAGCUGCCCACUGAGAUCCGCUUGGAGAUAUACACUCGCGUCUUCUAUUCCACUCGCCUGUCCUUCGGGGGAAGAGUGAGAACCGCUACCCCCGUGUCACUAUCCCGUCGAUUGACGGAUUCUGCGAACCUCGAAAAUGUCCAGCUGCGUUCAGCGCCGAACAGCCUCAGCUUACUCCGCGUCUGCCGCCGAGUCAACAGCGAGAUCGGCCACAGCUGGAUAGGCCAGGUACUCUUCAGCUUCGAAGGUGCACAGACAACAUUCCGGAAGCUUACCGCGCUGGAGCCGUCAGUACUGGCGAAGCUGCGCCUUAUGCGCAUGUCGGGGCAACAGCCCAGGCUCAAGAUCGGGGGCGAUUACCGAACUACACAACGUGGAUGGGACAACAUGCUCAAGGUGCUGACCGGCUUGUGUCUGGACAGGCUGAUAAUUCUCGGUGACCGCAGUCUUCGAGAUGACCUACCGACUGUGGCUGAGCUCAUUAAGCACAGCGAUGGGUGGAAGGAGCUCUACUACCUGCUUCACAGCUCCGCCAUCCUCGAAUUUACUGACCUAUUCUGGUCGCUAGGCGACGUGUACGGGGCACGAGGGCCGUCAAUUUUCAACUCAUCACUUCCUCUCGCGAGGUCGUUUCUGGCCCGCCCCAAGCCUAUCGAAGAAUGCGGUGCUGAACUGAACGCCGCUCUGACUCGGCAAAGAGAGGAGAACAAGAAGAAGGAGUUGCUGUUCGUCGCGCACAAAGGAAAGGGCGUAGACUACGCCGUGAAGCCGGGGUCCACGUUGCUGCCAAAUGACACCCGGGAGGUUACAUUACGGAAGGGCAGGAUAAGGGGAGGGAUCAGGUCCGGCUUCGUCAAGGUGGACACCUACGAGCACGUGGAUGACUACGAGUGGACCCCUAUGCAUUUGCACUCCGGCUUUUUAUAA